AUGGUGGAUUACCAGUGGGCGGGUAAAGAAAUUGGAAACCCCAACCCAAACCCACGCUUUGCGAGGUCUAUGUGUCAGAACUCGGAAAUCACAUGUUGUCACUACGUCAAAAAGGUCCACAUCUUACUUGUAUGGGUCACACCAAUUCAAGAAACUGCGGGUGCUGGAGAAACAGGGAGCACAAUCCAGUGGCCAGGCACCAGGUCUGCCGAGGUCGCCUCACACCAAGAACGCACAUGGAAAACAACGUACGUUGCCGGCGAAGACGACGAAGCAUGUCGUCGCGACCCAAACCUGUACGUGUACGACCUGCCGGAGUGA
Molecule: messenger RNA, 321 nt
Organism: Penicillium crustosum
Lineage: Eukaryota; Fungi; Ascomycota; Eurotiomycetes; Eurotiales; Aspergillaceae
Exons: 2
Coding region: 1-321 (106 amino acids)
Source: RefSeq, a predicted model, not a curated record